AUGCCUCACGCCGUCCAACGUACACUUACAGUAAAAAUGCUAUUCGAAGACAAACUUGUCGGCUUCACAUCCUACGAGUCACCAAACCAACCAUUCCCACUAAAAUUCGAUCUCGUAACCUCAGCCACCCAGCUCAAAGAAGAGGACCUCCAAGCCUGCAUCGACCUCGUCGAGCAAACAUCCGGAGCCGACUACCGCGCCUCAAGAAUCGGCUGGAACACGCGCAAGAAGCGAGAAGAAAUGAUGGACAAGGACAUGAUAUACCUACUCGUCCGCCAAGCAAAUACAAACACAGUCGAUGAAGAAACAACAUCCCCCAACCCCCCCAUCCUCGGCUUCAUCUCCUUCAUGUUCACCUGGGACGACCCCCCACACCAAGACCGCGCCGUACUCUACAUCUACGAAAUCCACCUCUCCCGCACUCUACGCAGCCAGGGUCUCGGGUCCCGGCUGAUGACGUUUGUCGAAGCCAUCGCGCGGGCCUGUAGUAUCGAGAAGACGAUGCUAACGGUCUUUGUAGCGAACGAGGGGGCGAAGAGGAUGUAUGAGAAGUUAGGGUAUGGGAGGGAUGAGUGUAGUCCUGUUGAUAGGGUUAUGCGGAGGAAGGUGGUUAGGGCUGAGUAUGUUGUUAUGAGUAAGAAGGUGUUGUGA
Molecule: messenger RNA, 651 nt
Organism: Bipolaris victoriae FI3
Lineage: Eukaryota; Fungi; Ascomycota; Dothideomycetes; Pleosporales; Pleosporaceae
Exons: 3
Coding region: 1-651 (216 amino acids)
Cellular component (GO): nucleus
Molecular function (GO): protein N-terminal-serine acetyltransferase activity; histone H2A acetyltransferase activity; histone H4 acetyltransferase activity
Source: RefSeq, a predicted model, not a curated record